AUGAUAAGGGGCAAGUUGCUACUUUAUUGUAUUUUGACUUCAAUUGUCACGCUUGUAUCAAAUGUAUAUAUUAGAACAUAUCCCUCAAUUCAUCCCCAAAAAUGUUCAUGGGCAUGCGCCAGUAAAGCUUUAAACGAACCAAACAUCUCACCACUUUCAACAUGGGAAAAAAUGUUAUAUUAUACAAGAAGAUAUUACAAGGAUGUAUUAUCCAAUGCAAGCGAAAGCUCUCUGAAUACAUCUGAUGUUCAAGAUAUUCAUAUGCUGGCAUUAGGAGAUCCUCAAAUCAAGGGUGCCUACAAAAAGACGACUUAUUUGCAAGCCCUAGAUAUAUACAUGAAUGACCAUUAUUUAGGUCAUAUAUUCAAGACAAUGCAAAAAAGACUAGACCCUGGAUUCAUUGCUGUUUUAGGAGAUCUAUUUUCCUCUCAAUGGAUUAGUGAUUCAGAAUUUUUUAAUAGAACAAUGAGAUAUAAUGAAAGAUUAUUCAAAAGAAAUUCUACAUAUUUGCAUAAUAUUCAAAAAGAUAACCACGAUGAGAAUGGCCAAUAUAAAGUUGAAUGGUCAACUUGGGGUACUGAGCUUAAUACUAAAAGACAGAGUCCGAAACCUUGGAACUUUGAUUAUGGAUAUUCUGAUGUAUAUUCUUGGAAUCCAGAGGUCGAAGAUUUCCUGUUUUUAAAUGUUACUGGGAAUCAUGAUAUAGGCUAUUCAGGCGAUGUCACUUAUCAGCACAGGGCAAGAUAUGAAGAACUCUUUGGUAAGGAUAACUAUUGGAUUGAAUAUGAUAUUGAAACAGACCAUCCUUGGAGAAUUGUUGUGUUAGAUACUUUGCUUCUGGAAGGCCCAGCACUUCAACCAGAAUUCUUGGAAGUUAAUUGGGAAUUUUUAGAGCAAUUAAAAGAAAGAAAUUUUUCAGGAAGUACUGUGCUAUUAACACAUGUUCCAUUUUAUAAGCCUGCUGGAUUAUGUUCUGAUGGGCCCUCCUUUAGCUAUUAUCCAGAAGUCUGGGAGAAGGAACCUUAUAAAGCCAAUUUGCUAAGAUCUCAAAAUCAUUUGAGUGAAGAAGUCUCUAAUACAGUGUUGAAUAGCAUUUUCAACAACGGUAAGCCAGGUGUCAUACUAACUGGUCAUGAUCAUGUUGGUUGUGAAACUAUUUAUAGUAAAAAUAUUGAUAACAAAUGGUUUGCUUCAAAAAUUGCUCAAUCAAAUGUAAGUAUCAAGGAAAUUACAGUAAGAUCAAUGAUGGGUGAGUUCGAUGGUAAUUCAGGUCUAUUAACAGGUCAUUUUAAUCAUAUUACAAAAAAUUGGGAGUGGAAUUUCUCUCUGUGCCCAUUUGCCAUUCAGCAUGUUUGGUGGUUUGCAAAUAUAUCUAUAUGUCUUACUAUAAUUCUAUGGUCUUUCUAUUUCAUCUAA
Molecule: messenger RNA, 1416 nt
Organism: Henningerozyma blattae CBS 6284
Lineage: Eukaryota; Fungi; Ascomycota; Saccharomycetes; Saccharomycetales; Saccharomycetaceae
Gene: TED1
Product: Ted1p
Exons: 1
Coding region: 1-1416 (471 amino acids)
Biological process (GO): GPI anchor biosynthetic process
Cellular component (GO): endoplasmic reticulum
Source: RefSeq, a predicted model, not a curated record